AUGUCACAGCCAUCUAUUGAAUUCUUUCUUCAUCCACCUUCUCCACGAUUACCACAAUCAACCUCACCUCGCUUACCUCCAGUGAGUGAACUACUGCGUGAUGCACCAUCCUUGUCACCACAGUUGCCACCUACCACCACCAACACCACUACUACUACUACUGCCAUCAGUCAUCCAUCGAGUCCUACAGACAACAACAUAUCAACACCACCACAACUACCACUGAUUCAUGAACCAAUACCCGAUACACGAUUACCAGCAUUAACAGUAUCGAUUCCCAGUGAACCAUUUUUAUCACCAUGUUCAUCACCUUCAACAUGCCAAACCGAUACACCUCACUCAUCACCAACAUCUUCGCACUUGUUAUUGCCACCACCUUGUAACACGCGUCGUUGUCGAUCAUUAUCCAGUGCAUCAUCGUCAUCACUAUCCUCCUUGUCGAGCACAUUAUCAUUGCCUUGUUCAACACGGCGCCUUUCAGAUCCGCCCCUGUAUUCUGCCCUCGACCACCAUGACCCCUCUAUGUCUUGGCAUCAACAUCACCAGCAGCAACAACCAUCACCCGUACAAUGUUCUCCUUGUUCAUUACCAUCAACAUCAUCACCACCACCACCACCUCAACCACCAACCACUAUCUCCUCACCUUCUUGCUCCUCAUCUUCAUCGUCCUCCUACUCUUCAAGGCAAUCUCCGCCUCUCUCACAAAAGGGUCCACCCGUUGUACGACGUAGACGUGGUCGUCCUCCAAAUGCUACUCGUCAUCCAAGAGAUAAUAAUUGGACAUUUGUCACUCCAACUGUAUGGGAAGUAAGACGUUCUCCUUCUCCUGUACCGCCAUCAUCACAACAACCAUCAUCACAACCACCGACUUUUAUUGAUCCAUCCAGCUCACGUGAGCAUUCACCAACAACAACAAAUCAACAUGAUAUCACUGUUCUUCAAUGGCCAGAUGAUCCAUAUGGACGUAGCAGCAACAACAAUACAGCAGCUUCUGAAGCAUUCAAUAGCACAUUUUCAAGUACAAAUAUGGAUACUCCUCUGAGUAUGCCACGCAAAAAGCGUGGACGUAAGCCCAAAAUGCAACUAGCAGGCAACUCAUGUUUUGUUUGGCGAGAUCUUACAGCAAAGAAACGCGCACAUCGCAUAAAGAAGACUCACAAAGAUGAUGAUCGACUUGCUUUACGUGUGGAAGGUCUCAAGUUAUGA
Lichtheimia ornata is the source of this 1206-nucleotide messenger RNA. RefSeq lists its product as uncharacterized. The transcript has a single exon. Lineage: Eukaryota; Fungi; Mucoromycota; Mucoromycetes; Mucorales; Lichtheimiaceae. Bases 1 to 1206 code for a protein of 401 amino acids. The record is from RefSeq and is a predicted model, not a curated record.